Molecule: messenger RNA, 4203 nt
Organism: Apis laboriosa (Himalayan honeybee)
Lineage: Eukaryota; Metazoa; Arthropoda; Insecta; Hymenoptera; Apidae
Product: NPC intracellular cholesterol transporter 1-like
Exons: 10
Coding region: 152-3016 (954 amino acids)
Cellular component (GO): membrane
Source: RefSeq, a predicted model, not a curated record
UACGACGCUUCGUUACAUCAAUAGUUGGUUAUUAAGUUAAUUUUGAGUGAGACUUGUUCGGAUUCGUAGAACAGUACAGCAGUCGUGAGUCAAUCAGUGAAGAGGACGGUUUUAAGGUCUCGUUCUUAUAAGGAAUUUAUGCUUUGAAAAAAUGGAAAUAGAAGGUAGAAUCGUUCGUAAGCGGACUUUUCGAAGCUUUCUGCAACGCAUACCACAGCGUCUAUCAGAAGUGGUCGAACAUUUUUUCUAUGGGCUUGGACUGCGAAUUGCUCGAAGACCGUUGAAAUGGAUAAUUGGAAGUGCUGUGAUAGUAUUAAUUUCCCUUUCUGGUCUUUAUUUUUUUCAUCAAGAGAAAAAUCCUAUAAGAUUAUGGGUUCCGCAGGAUUCGGAAUUUGUUCGUGAUACAGAAUGGAUGUUUGAAAAAUUUGAUCAGAGUUUGAGAUUAGAAAAUAUGAUAUUAACAGCGGACAAUAUAUUAGAACCAGAAAUACUUGCAAAGCUAAAUGAAAUAACAAAGCAAAUUAUUUCUAUACAAACUCCUGAUCAAAUUGCAUGGACAGAUAUAUGUUUCAAAGUACCUGUCAUAUCGGGUAUUGCACAUAGAAAAAAACGCAGUGAUCAAUCUGAUGAUUUUUUUGAAAUUGAACCAGAAGUAUUAAUUAAUAAAACAAUAUUUGAACCUGCAGUUCAUGCUAAUCCUGAACUCUAUUGUAAUAUAGUUAAUAAUCUACCGAAAGCUUGCCUAUUAAAUAGUAUUUUGGAUAUAUGGGAAUAUGACACUAAUGUGAUACUUCAUAAAUCUAAAGAAGAAAUUAUUAAGGAUAUAAAUAAAGUAAAAAUUAGCCCCACUUUGGGCCAUCCACUAAAUUUUACAGAAUUGUUGGGUGGUAUAAUAAAAGAUGAAAAUGAUAGAAUUAUUUCAGCCACAGCUGUAAAAACACAAUGGGCAAUUAUUGUAAACUUUUCAGAAGUGGAUAUGCAUGACUUUGGCAAUGAUGUUGGAACAGCUGAUUGGGCAACAAAAGAUAUAUUACAAUGGGAAUUAUCCUAUUUGAAUGUAUUGCAUAGAAAUGCAAAGUUGUUGAAUAAUGAAAAAAAUGUAAACAAUACAUUAGCUAUCUGGUACGAAGCUGGAAGAAGCUUCGGUGAUGUUACGUUUGUAACGAUGUUUGGAAAUAUUGGUAUAUUAUCAAUAGGAUUCUUUUUGAUGUUUUUUUAUGUUCUAGUCAUAUCUUCGGAAUAUAAUUGGGUAGGAUGUAGGGUUUACCUGACAAUUGUCGGUCUUUUGUGCGUGGGUGGUGCUUUUAUAGUUUCAAUUAGUGUAUGUUCUCUUCUUGGUAUUUCAUAUGGGCCUGUACACACUUCUUUACCUUUUUUAUUAUUGGCUCUCGGAGUAGACGAUAAUUUUUUAAUAAUGGCAUCUUGGAAAGAAGUACACGCACAAAAGUUGAAUCGAAAUAAGCCAUUAGAAAAAAGAAUAGCAUUAAUGUUAGGACAUGCUGGUUCUGCGAUUAUUAUUACUUCUCUUACUGACGUUGUUGCCUUUAUUAUUGGUGCAUCUACAAUAUUGCCAUCUCUUCAAUCAUAUUGUAUUUAUGCAGCGUUUGGAGUACUAUUAACGUUUUUAUUUCAAAUUACGUUUUACGUUGCUUUUUUCUCCAUUGAUGCUCGGCGAAUCGAGAAUAAAAGAAAUUCGAUAUUUCCUUGCAUUGUUCAUGAAAAUUUUACACAGAAAUUUAUCAAUCCACAAGAAGAAUUUUCUACCAAGUUGAUAAAUAAAAUAUAUUCAAACAUAAUUUUAACGAAACCUGGAAAGAUAACGAUAGUAUUAAUAACAAUAGUUACAGCAUCGGUUGGAAUUGUCGGUAUAUUACAAUUGCAACAAUGGUUCGAUCCAACAUGGUUUAUACCAAACCAUUCAUAUUUAAGCAAAUAUAUCAAUGUACAUCGUGCUGAAUAUCCUGAUCGAGGUUACGAAUCAAUGAUUCUCAUGGGAGAUUUUAACUACAGUGCCGAGUUUCCAAAGUUAAUAAAUCUAUCGGAAAAAUUUGCAAAUUUAUCAACAAUACAAAGUAUAAAUGCAUGGCCUAUUGAUUUUACAAAAUUUGUUUUAGAAUAUUUUCAAAAAGAUUUAAGAAACGUAAUACUGGAGGAUACAGAAUUUCAAAAUUAUUUAUCCAAGUUCUUAUUUAGCCGAAAUGGAGGCAAAUAUCAACGGAACUUUCGUUUUAAAAAGAGUUUAACAUGUGGUCAAAAUACCGCACCUAUUACAGUAGCCACUAUAGAUUUUAUCUUUAAACGAUUUUAUGGUCCCCAUCAGUGGAUUCCAGCAAUGGAUGAAAGUAAACAGGUGGCACGUGAAGUUGGAAUCAAUGGUUUUGUUACAGUCUGGAGCGAAAUUUUCAGUUUGUGGGUCACGGACAAAUUGAUCGCCCAAGAAGUUCAACGCAAUGUUUUGUUAGCUUUAAUUUGUGUUAUGGGAAUGACAGGGUUGUUGAUUGCUGAGUUACAAACGUGCUUUUGGAUCUUUUUAAGCGUACUCCUCACACUUUUGAAUGUUUGUGGAUUUAUGUAUUUCUGGAAUUUAACAAUAGAUAUUGUAUCUUGCAUUGGUUUGGAAUUGGGCAUAGGAUUGUGCGUGGAUUAUGCUGCUCACGUUGCACAUGCAUUUAUAAACGCUGCAUGUAUAGAUGGAAGUGAAGAUCGUACUAAAAGAGCGCAUAUCGCAGUAAGAUAUAUUGGUGCAGCAGUUGCAUAUGGAGCUGGUUCAACAUUACUUGCGCUUUCUAUGAUGGCAUUCUCAGAAAGUUAUGUUUUCCAUGCGUUUUUGAAAAUUUUCGUUUUAGUAAUAUUAUUUGGCCUUUGGCAUGGAUUAUUUCUUUUGCCCGUUAUAUUAAGUACUAUUGGUCCACGAAGUCUACGAUCACACAAAACUCCAGAAUCUCUUGAGAAAAUGGAAGAUACAGAUGAUACUGUCAUCCAUCCUUUAAAUAAAGAAUUAAAUACAGAGAGUUAAACAAAAUGUCGAAAAUGAUUCUUUAUCAAUAAUAUUUAUUUUUGGUUCAAUAAACAUACAAAAUUAUUACACUAUCCGUACUAUUAAUCACACAUUUAUACAAAAAUAAUAAUAAUAAAGAUCGGAUAACUUAAAAACGGCAUUAUUUAUAUAUAUAUUUUUUUUAUCUAAUAUAUUAAGAUUAAAAAAACAAGUACAAAAUAAUGUAGCAAGGUUGAUAUAGAUUUAUUAAUAAUAAUUAUUGAUCGGAAAGGAACAUGACUAUUAUAAACGUAACGUAAUUGUGUUUGCUGGAUGCAUUAUCUUUUUUUUUUUUUUUGUUUUAUAUGUUUAAUCAUAAUUAAUGUUUAUGACGUAAAAAUGAGCGGCGAGGGAGCGACCCUGGAUUGAUUGGCAAGCUCCCUCCGCUGCCUCUCUCAGUCUUGCACAGUCCACAAACACUCAUGCAAAUCUUUCAUUCGAAUAAUCUGACAUUCAUCAAUCUUCUUUAUUUGUCAUCUCCCUAUGUAUCAUGACCUCGUUCCCUCCUUUUGUCGAGGCCAUGUUUGACAUUAAUUUAAACUCACCUCUCGAGCAGAGACAAGACAAACAAGAAGACUCAAAUAUAUGCUCAUACGUACACGAUCAUCCUUCGACAGAGGCAUUCGAUUUGAGGCGUACGUUCUCUCUUCAGAUACGAUUCAGCACACACGGUAGUAGACUGCCGGGGCAGCAAGCCACGCACGAACGAUACGGCGAUACACAUCUCCUUAGUUCGAAUUUUACAAAUCGGGAUCGUACAUUCCAUAAUUAAUGAGGAACCAUCGAUACAAUAAUAAUAUUUACUUAGCAAAACGUGCCGAUCGGUAGUGUGACGAAGGACGCGUGAUGUGUGAGCACAGUAAACGCGUUAUGAAAAAGGGAGGGGAAUUUGAUGAUAAUAACGAUGAUAUUGGUGGUGGAAGGGGUGAUAACUUGGCGCAGGAGGACGUUGGUAGAAGGGAGAGGCGGGAUCUCCUUCGUUUCUGGAAUAACCGGGGAAGAAGGAGGUUGAUUGAACGUUUCAUGGAAAUUGCACGUCUGCUUGCCAGGAGUUUCAAGGUACACGCACUUUAUAGGGAUACACCAUGGGAAAGACACUCAGGGCAGACACUGACAUAGAGACUAGGCUACCGACUAUAUGUAUAUCUUAUCUAAAUGUGUAACUA